This is a messenger RNA of Aethalodelphis obliquidens (Pacific white-sided dolphin), 4241 nucleotides long. It is a transcript of the gene SEPTIN9, whose product is annotated as septin 9. Gene Ontology annotation, molecular function: GTP binding. The transcript is spliced from 11 exons. The record is from RefSeq and is a predicted model, not a curated record. NCBI's taxonomy places the organism in Eukaryota, Metazoa, Chordata, Mammalia, Artiodactyla, Delphinidae. Bases 800 to 2503 code for a protein of 567 amino acids.
UGCCUCUGUCUCCGCAGGCGGACGGCACACCCGGGCGUCUGCAGGGGUGACUUCUCCGGGCUCAACCCCGGCAGGUGUUCCUGAACCUUCCCUCGGCCCCUGCCUGGGGCGCCACUGCCCCUCCUUCCGGCCGGGUCAGGGUGGGAGUGAAGGGCCGGCAGAGGUGGAGGGAAGGGAAGGCGGGCAGGCAGGAACCAGGAUUUUCAAACGCUCCAACCAAAGGAAAUCGCAGCAUCGCGGGCCGGGGGAAAUGAAAGACUCUGGAAGUCUCCAGGAAUUUGAUUCUGUGAGCUGGUUUCCAAGAGGCUAAGUUAAGCUUCUCCAAGUGGAUAUUAAAAAGGAGCAGCGAGACGAGCCCGGGCGGAGGGGCUGGAGGGGGUGGAGAGAAGGCACCGGAAGCCGCCGCACGCUGCACCUCGGGAGCCACCGCACAAAGCCCCGCCGGCCGGUCCUCGGCCCGGAGGACCCUGGGGACCGCAGGAGCCUUUCAAGGCCCACGUCCGGCCCUUGCUCCCGCCUCUUCUUUUAUUUCUCUCCUUCGCUGCCUUUCCCCUCCCGAUUCCAAGAGACAAUGCUACUUCAGUUUGGAGCACAAACAUAUGAUCAGCACAUGGAAAUGUGGUAAUUUGGAUGCAUUCGUGAUUGCAACAGAUUGAAGAAAUUAGACCAGACAAAGAGUGUUUUUGGAGGAGGAGGAGAGGAGGCAGAAAGAGGGAGGGCGACGGGGUGAGAAAGGGGAGGACGCCUCUGGAAAGGGGGACGCCGGGACUCCCGCCUGCUGCUAAAUAUAUCCGUAGUGAUGGAGAGAGACCGGAUCACAGCCUUGAAAAGAUCUUUUGAGGUCGAGGAGGUCGAGACGCCCAACUCCACCCCAACCCGGAGGGUCCAGACUCCCCUGCUCCGGGCCUCUGUGGCCAGCUCCACGCAGAAGUUCCAGGACCUGGGUGUGAAGAACUCAGAGCCCGCGGCCCGCCAUGUAGACUCCCUCAGCCAGCGAUCCCCCAAGGCUGCCCUGCGGAGGGUCGAGCUCUCGGGCCCCAAGGCCGAGCCUGUGUCUCGGCGCACCGAGAUCUCCAUCGACAUCUCGUCCAAGCAGGUAGAGAACACCGGCACCGCCGGGCCGUCCCGGUUCGGGCUCAAGCGGGCCGAGGCACUGGGCCACAAGACGCCAGAGCCCACCCCUCGGAGGACGGAGAUCACCAUAGUCAAGCCCCAGGAGUCAGCCCACCGGAGGAUGGAGACCCCCACCUCCAAGAUCCCUGAGGUGCCCGCCAUCCCCACCGCUGACGCAGCCCCCAAGAGGGUCGAGAUCCAGGUGCCCAAGCCAGCCGAGGGGCCCGCCUCCCCCAUCCCACCCCAGACCCUGGAGAAUUCGGAACCCACCCCGAUGUCUCAGCUGCAGAGCAGGCUGGAGCCCAAGCCCCAGCCGCCCGUGGCUGAGGCCCCACCCAAGAGCCAGGAGGCCACCGAGGCAGCUCCCGGCAGCGUUGGCGACAUGGCCGACACCCCCAGAGACGCCGGGCUCAAGCAGCCGCCCGCGCAGAGGAACGAGAAGGCCCCCGUGGACUUCGGCUACGUGGGGAUCGACUCCAUCCUGGAGCAGAUGCGCAGGAAGGCCAUGAAGCAGGGCUUCGAGUUCAACAUCAUGGUGGUCGGGCAGAGUGGCUUGGGAAAGUCCACCUUGAUCAACACCCUCUUCAAAUCCAAAAUCAGCCGGAAGUCAGUGCAGCCCACCUCGGAGGAACGCAUCCCUAAGACCAUUGAGAUCAAGUCCAUCACACACGAUAUCGAGGAGAAGGGCGUCCGCAUGAAGCUGACGGUCAUCGACACACCGGGGUUCGGGGACCACAUCAACAAUGAGAACUGCUGGCAGCCCAUCAUGAAGUUCAUCAAUGACCAGUACGAGAAGUACCUGCAGGAGGAGGUCAACAUCAACCGGAAGAAGCGCAUCCCAGACACGCGCGUCCACUGCUGCCUGUACUUCAUCCCCGCCACCGGCCACUCCCUCAGGCCCCUGGACAUCGAGUUCAUGAAGCGCCUGAGCAAAGUGGUCAACAUCGUCCCCGUCAUCGCCAAGGCCGACACGCUGACCCUGGAGGAGAGGGUCUACUUCAAACAGCGGAUCACUGCAGACCUGCUGUCCAACGGCAUCGACGUGUACCCCCAGAAGGAGUUUGACGAGGACUCAGAGGACCGGCUGGUGAACGAGAAAUUCCGAGAAAUGAUCCCGUUUGCCGUGGUGGGCAGUGACCAUGAGUACCAAGUGAACGGGAAGAGAAUCCUUGGAAGGAAAACCAAAUGGGGCACCAUUGAAGUCGAGAACACCACGCAUUGUGAGUUUGCUUACCUGCGGGACCUCCUCAUCAGGACACACAUGCAGAACAUCAAGGACAUCACCAGCACCAUCCACUUCGAAGCCUAUCGCGUGAAGCGUCUGCACGAGGGCAGCAGCGCUGUGGCCAAUGGUGUCGAGGAGAAGGCUCCAGAAGCCCAGGGGAUGUAGACACCGCCUGUCCCGGGACCCCGCCCCGAGUCUUUUCCGUCUCCCCCCACCCUCCCCCCACCCACCUGCCCCGUUUUAUUUUAUAUAAUUUUCUCCAUGUGUCCUCCAUCUCCGCCCCUUUAUACCUGCCAAGUAACAAGAUGACGAGUGCCCUCUGAGUAUGUUUGUCAUUAGCCCGCUGACUAUGGGGACCCGGGCUGGGGGGGGGGUCCUCGGAGUGGAGGCCGGCUCUCUGGCCGUCCCUGAGGUCCAGGAGGGGCGGGAGGACCACUGACUCAGUCCUGACCCUGCCCCGGGGCCGGAGGAGUGGCCUCCAGCUCUUGGUGCCCCUCGGACACAGCCUCUGCGGCGUGGCAGGGUGGUGCCCGUGGGAGGAUGGAGCCAUUCUCGUGGACCUGGAGCCCCUGCCUGCCCCUGCCUCCCCACAUGGCCCUGGCCGCAACUCAGAGCACCCCACCCCGCCCCACAUGGCCCUGGCCGCAACUCAGAGCACCCCACCCCACCCCCAGGGGAGAGCAGUUCAUUCCACGAGACCCAAGUUGCCAAUUGCUUUAGAUGCAGCGAGGCCAUUGGCUGCUGCCCGCCCACCUGCCUGCGCCCCUGUCCUGGAGCAGGAAGUGCCUUUAUCUCAGCCGUCCUCGCGAGCCAGCAGCUCUCCCCCGCUGUCCCCUUGGACGAGAAAUUGGGACAAGUUGGAGAGAGGGAGGUGUGUCUUCAUCUCCCCUCAUGUCCCACCCCCCCCCCACUGGGAUUUGAUUGAGGAUUCAAAGGAAGAGGAAAGGUGCACCCCACCCGCCUGAGUUUUGGGGAAGGUCCGAGUGAGAGAAUCUGGAGCAGAAGCUAAGGGAGGAGGUACUGGCAGGUGCCCAAAGGAAGUGGGCCACGGGGACCAUGGCUGGGGACGCUCAGAGUGGCCCUUGUGGCCUUGGUGGCUGCCCUGCCCCACCCCGUGUGACUGGGGAAGCCUGUGUCUGUCUGUCUGUUUAGACAUCCAUUGGGCCCAAGAUGCUCUGGUUAAGUGAAUGCCCAGUUGGGCACCCCAGAUGCACACUCAGCCCUCCCGCCCAGGCUGUGCUGAUGCCGCCUCCAGGGAGGUGGGAGGCCAGGGAAGCCUGACUUUGUGUUGCCCUAAGUUUGCCUGGGCCUCUGUUCACCUCCCCCCCGCACCCCGGAGCCCAUCGUAAUGACCCCAAGGAGGGAUUGGCCAGGGGUCGGGUGUGCAUGGCCCACUGCAGGGCUACAGAGCAGGCUUCACGUCUGCACGGCUCAGGCCUGUGAGCUUAGACACGGGGAGAUGCACGGCCAUCUGCAGACCCCUGGCUUGGUGAGAAAUGUGGUGGGAGGGGUGGGUGCAGACUGACCUGGCAUGUGCGCGCGUGCGUGUGUGUGCACACGUCCGCGUGCGUGCGAGUGUCAUCGCUUUGCGUGUUUGCUCCCUCCCCACCCAAGAGAGGAAGGACCCCUUAGCGAAACAGUUUACUUGCCGACUUGCCAUUUUUGCCAAAACCAAGAUGUUGAAAGACGUGUCUGUCUCCAGCGUCGGGGUCGCAGCCUCUGUCCCGGGAUGCCUUCGCUUUCCUUGUCUGUAGCCAGAUUUUGAAACAUUGUUAGUUUCCCUGGGAUCUGUUCCACAGUGGCCUUUCGCUAUGUGCCUCUUGAGAAAUUCGUCUCUUUUUGUAUAAAUAACAAAGUGUUGAAAAUGUAUUUCCUGAAAUAAAUGUUCCAAAUGCAAACCCAG